AUGCGCGUUAUUUUUGCUGGGAUUUUUCUUCUCAUCUCGGCUAACCAUGGCUAUCCUUCCUGUCCUCCGCGUUGCCAGUGCUAUGAAGAUCCUGAUAGUCGAUCACAAUCGAUGCAUCUCAUCUGCAAAUGGGACGAGUGCUUCUUUCUCUGGCUGUUAGCUCAUGGUAUGACCAUUACCGGAUGUUCGGAAACUUGUCGCUGUUCACGCAACCGACACCGAAUUUCAUUGAAAUCAUCACGCAUGUUGAACAAACCACCCAUAUCUUCAGCUGUCGCACAUUCCCUAGUGCUUAAUAAAUUAUCGCGUAAAUGGCGCGGCAAACCACCAGCAAAUUCGUUUAAUGGCGAUGUUGAAGGAUUAGUGGACGGAUCUUCAGCUGUCGCACAUUCCCUAGUGCUUAAUAAAUUACCCCGUAAAUGGCGCGGCAAACCACCAGCAAAGUCGUUUAAUGGCGAUGUUGAAGGAUUAGUGGACGGACUUUUGCGAGGACAAUUUGCUCCCAAGGGACUUGAUUGCACGGCCGCUUCUUUGCUAUCCAAUGUUUUACUUUUACAAGCUAACCUUCUGAACACCACCAAUCUCGAUUCGCUGACAAGGCCGGAACUCGUCCGAACUCUAACAAUCCGCUGUUCCCAUUUUUCUAAGAAGAAAAGCGUACCCUUAGCUGGCUUGUUUCGGGGACUACGAAAUUUGGAUCGACUGGAAAUCGAUCGUUGCAUUUUGGCCAGUCUUCCAGGCGCCUUAUUUUCGGGUUUACACCAACUCUACUCGCUAAUUAUCAAAAAUGCGAAACUGCCUGCGAUACCCAAUGAGUUGUUUGCCCAUACACCGAAUUUGAUGACAUUGGAUAUGACGGGAAAUGAGCUAAGGAUUGAACCUUACUCCUUAAAAUCAUUAGGAAAUCUGAUACACUUGGAUUUGAGCAACAAUUCGAUUAACUUUCUGGCAAACACAUUGAUCUCAUUGACAAAACUGAAGGUACUGACAAUGGACAACAACAAAUUGACGAAUAUUGAUUUCCGGAGGCUACCUGAAGAUCUGACAGACUUAUCGUUACGUCACAAUUUCAUCACAACGAUCCACUACGUACCCCAGAGCGCGAGGAAUCUCCGCCGAAUCGAUCUAUCAGGAAAUUUGCUGGAUUUUCUUUCCGGGAGCAGUUCUGUGAACAUGCUUCCAGCAGGUUUAAAACAAGCAGAUCUUUCAAAUAAUCGAAUUGCUUACAUACAAGAAGGAGCACUUUCACAUAUGGACAAAUUGGCACUGCUGGACUUGAACCUCAAUUUAUCUACAUUCUACUGCUAUUUGCCCUUUUUGAGAGGAAACCAACUGACGGAACUCAAAGAAGGCUCCCUAGCAGGACCAAAAACUCGAUUGCGGCUUUUUCUUGAGAACAAUCCAUUCCAAUGCCAUUGUGGACUACGAUGGUUGCUUCACGCUAAGGAUAAGGUUGUCAGUGGUUCAGCAACAGCUUAUUUAUUUAUUCAAAGCAGAUUAGGCUACGUACCCGUGGAUCAACACCUUACCCUAGAUUAUUUCCAGACAUCGCCCGUUGUUCUUGAUCUACCAACUUUGACUUGUUCCUUAUUACUGGACGAAAACGAACGCCUGAAUCUUACAACCGCUGAUCACCUGAAUCAGCUGAUCUGUAGAUAUGAAUCUCUCUGUCUGGGAUCUUGUAAUUGUUGCGACGAGGUGCUUUGCCCUUGCCGAAGUGAAUGUCCCCAAGAAUGUGAAUGUUACCGGUCUAGCAAUAUGGAAAGAACUAGGAAUGCGCAAAAUAUUUUGGUUUGCGGGAAGUUG
Molecule: messenger RNA, 1806 nt
Organism: Strongylus vulgaris
Lineage: Eukaryota; Metazoa; Nematoda; Chromadorea; Rhabditida; Strongylidae
Source: the annotation of a GenBank genome assembly